UGUAGUUCCGCCAACUCUAAAAUGAAUUUAGAUAACGCUACUGUACCAGCACCAGAUAAAAAAAAAGUAUCUUACGAAAAACGACAGCAUGACCGUUCUCAAACUUCUCUCUGGUUAAACACGAAUCUUGGUAUUUAUUCGUAAAAUACUACCUCAAAUCACAAUUUUCAUUCUCGUCUAACAGUAUUUUUGUACGAUUAUAAAAAUUAAAUAGAUUGAUUAUCUGCAAUCAAAUCGUGACAGUUCAGCAAACUCCAAAUUAUUCGAAAAGUCGACAAGCGCAUAACCUCCUUGAAAUGUCAUCGACAACAUGUAUCGUUUUUGAUAACUAAAUCACAAAAAGUGUCAGGAACAAUUGUAAGGCUUAUAUUUAAUUCGAUAUACAUUUAACUUUCGUCUUUGGUAUUUGUCAAUGGACUACGAGAAACAAAAGGAUGAAGUUACUGCAUUGGAAAGUAUCUACAAUAAAGAGGAAUUUUCAUAUCACGAGGAAAACGACCGAUUUGACUGCACUUUUAAAAUAUUUGUAAACCUUCCAGCAAAAUAUCAUUUGACAUACAGGGAUUUGAGACAUGAAACGGAUUCUAAGCAAGAAGUACAGAUAUCAUAUUUGCCACCCUUAACAUUACACGUUACAUUGCCAGAGGAUUAUCCAUCUGUAUCUGCUCCUAUAUUUACAUUAUGUUCCUCUUGGUUACGCCCAGUAGUAUUGUCUAAGUUAUGCAAAAAGCUCGAUUUGUUAUGGGAGAACAGCAAACAGGAAAUUUUGUUUAUAUGGAUGGAGUUCCUUCAAGAUGAAACACUCAAAUUCUUGAAAAUAAAAGAUCAUCUGGAUAUGGAUUAUAUAUAUACAUCUUACAAGAAAACAUCGGAAAAAUUACAAAAUUUGCAAGCAAAUAAGGAAAUAGAUGAACAAUGUAACAAACAGUGUAACAGUGAAGUCAGUAAAGAAAGUAGAGAGAGUAUAUCGAAGAAGACCAAUGUCAUUGAUAAGAGAGCCAUUUUAGAUUGUCCAAUUGGUAAAAAUCCUAUUCAAGUAUUGAUCGAUUACAAUGAAAAGUGGAAACAAAUUGAAUUCAAAAAGAAUUUUUAUACAUGUAACAUCUGUUUCACCGACAAGUUGGGAGAGCAUUGUACCCAAUUUUUGCCUUGUACUCACACUUUUUGUAAAGAUUGCAUCAAAGGUUACUUUGAAGUAAAGAUUAAGGAAGGAAGUGUACAGAAUAUCUGUUGUCCUGAAGAAAAAUGUAAAUUCGAAGCUACACCAAAUCAGAUAAAAGAUUUAGUAAGUUCAGAAUUGUUCUCAAAGUACGAUUCCCUAUUAUUAAGUACUACAUUAGACACAAUGAUGGAUAUAAUUUAUUGUCCAAGACGACACUGUCAGUAUCCAGUCACUCGCGAUCCCGAUGAUCACAUGGCAAAAUGUCCGGUUUGUCAAUAUGCAUUUUGUGUUCGUUGCAAGAUGGUUUAUCAUGGAGUAGAACUUUGUAAGAUUAGUUCAGCCGAGAAACAACGAUUAUUUAAUGAGUAUCAAUCAGCGAGCAAUGAAAAGAAGGCAGAAUUGGAAAAGCGUUAUGGCAAGAGGCAACUACAAACUAUGAUAGAGAAUGCUAUGUCUGAAAAUUGGAUUAAUGACAAUAGUCACAAUUGUCCUCACUGCAAGACAGCGAUCGAGAAAUCGGAUGGCUGUAAUAAGAUGACAUGUUCGCAUUGCGGUACAUAUUUCUGUUGGUUGUGCGGCACGCGACUCAAUCCCGAGACGCCUUACUUACAUUUUCGAAAUCCGGAAUCUAAAUGUUUCAAUAUGUUGUAUCGCGGUGUAAUACCCGAUGAACCGGAUGAUGAUGACGAUUUCGAUUUUCACGCCGAAUAUUUGGAUUAUUAUUCCGAAGAUGAAGAAUAUAUCUACGAUGAAGAUUUCGUCUUGGAGUUGGACGAUUGAAUCAAUUUAAUUAAAUCGUGUAAAUAUUAUCUAUAAAUUUACGAAACAUUAUAUCUCAGACAUUCAUGAGAUAUUUUUUAGUUUUGCUGUUAUCAUAGUUAAAUAAUUGAAUGUUUGCAUAAAAUGAAUUGUAGCAAAUUUUAAUUCAAUCAAAUUGCAGAAAUUGUUUUUAUGGGCGUAUGUGAAUCUAGUUAUCUCAAGAUUGCCAUUGUAAACUGAAUAUUGCAAAAUACAAAUUAUUUUUUAAAAA
Messenger RNA from Formica exsecta, 2192 nucleotides. Its product is annotated as E3 ubiquitin-protein ligase RNF14-like. The record is from RefSeq and is a predicted model, not a curated record. The transcript has 5 exons. Bases 413 to 1942 code for a protein of 509 amino acids. Lineage: Eukaryota; Metazoa; Arthropoda; Insecta; Hymenoptera; Formicidae. Gene Ontology annotation, cellular component: cytoplasm; ubiquitin ligase complex. Gene Ontology annotation, biological process: protein polyubiquitination; positive regulation of proteasomal ubiquitin-dependent protein catabolic process; ubiquitin-dependent protein catabolic process. Gene Ontology annotation, molecular function: zinc ion binding; ubiquitin conjugating enzyme binding; ubiquitin protein ligase activity.